Molecule: messenger RNA, 1232 nt
Organism: Durotheca rogersii
Lineage: Eukaryota; Fungi; Ascomycota; Sordariomycetes; Xylariales; Xylariaceae
Product: 3-hydroxyacyl-CoA dehydrogenase
Exons: 4
Coding region: 71-1027 (318 amino acids)
Biological process (GO): fatty acid metabolic process
Molecular function (GO): NAD+ binding; oxidoreductase activity, acting on the CH-OH group of donors, NAD or NADP as acceptor
Source: RefSeq, a predicted model, not a curated record
CGGUAAUUGCCCGGCCUCCUUCGCAACGCUCAGCCCCGUAACACAUCCUUCGUAAUACUUAUACGUCCCCAUGGCAAGUUCGAUCUUGAGGAGCAGAGCGCUUCCGCUCACCCGCCAAAUAAGACACUUCAACUCUAGUCCUGCUCACUAUGCAGCAGAGGUAAAGAAGCUAGGUGUCCUGGGCGCCGGCCAAAUGGGCUUGGGCAUUGCCUUGGUGGCCGCCCGAAAAGCCGGUGUCUCCGUCACGCUGGUUGACUCGUCACAAUCUUCCUUGGAUAAGGGCAUCUCCUUCGCGGAGAAACUCCUAUCCAAAGAUGUCUCCAAGUCGCGGAUCACGCAGGAGCAGGCCGACAAGGCGAGGUCUCUGCUCUCGCCUACGACCUCGGUGGAAGACCUGUCGGAGGUCGACUUCGUGAUUGAGGCGGUGCCCGAAAUUCCGCAGCUCAAGUUCGACAUCUUCGCGCGGCUGGCCGAGGUCUGCCCGAAACACGCGAUCCUCGCGACCAACACGUCGUCCAUCUCGAUCACCAAGAUCGCCGCGGCGACGACUAAGGACCCGAAGGACACGUCGGCGAGUUCGCGUGUCGUGUCGACUCACUUCAUGAACCCCGUGCCCGUGCAAAAGGGCGUGGAGAUCAUCAGCGGCCUGCAGACGAGCCCCGAGACGCUCGACACCGCUAUCGCCUUCUGCAAGGCCAUGCAAAAGAUCCCCUCCGUAUCCGGCGACUCUCCCGGUUUCCUAGCAAACCGUAUCCUCAUGCCGUAUAUCAACGAGGCCGUCAUAUGCCUCGAGACCGGCGUCGGCAAGCGCGACGACAUCGACGCCAUCAUGAAGAACGGCACCAACGUGCCCAUGGGCCCGCUGCAGCUCGCCGAUUUCAUCGGCCUCGACACGUGCCUAGCUAUCAUGAAGGUACUGCAUCAAGAAACAGGCGACUCCAAGUACCGGCCGAGCGUGCUGCUCGCCAAGAUGGUCGACGCCGGUUGGCUAGGGAAGAAGAGCGGCAAGGGGUUCUACGAUUACUAGACGCGGUACAUGUGUAAGUAGUUUCUAUCGCCAUUGGAAUGUAUCUAUGAACCGACUGCCCAUGGCAUCUACCGUCAUGGUAGGCUCAUUUUAAAAGUGUGUGAUCCACGGCUGUAUCAUAUCAGUACCUACGGAGUAAGUCAAGAGGAAUGAGGGCGGUCAAUGAAUAAAAAGGUGCGUCGGUACGACAAACCGGGACGUAUGG